Messenger RNA from Exophiala aquamarina CBS 119918, 1263 nucleotides. RefSeq lists its product as uncharacterized. Gene Ontology annotation, molecular function: DNA-binding transcription factor activity. Gene Ontology annotation, biological process: regulation of DNA-templated transcription. The record is from RefSeq and is a predicted model, not a curated record. The transcript has a single exon. Lineage: Eukaryota; Fungi; Ascomycota; Eurotiomycetes; Chaetothyriales; Herpotrichiellaceae. The coding region runs from base 1 to 1263 and encodes 420 amino acids.
AUGAGUACCGCCACACAGACUUUAGUUCCUGCUCCCGCCGAAUCUCCCCGAAGCCGUAAGCGAACCGAUUUGAAGUCACCGGUCCGGGACCAUGACUAUCCAGCCUCUGCUCGUUCAGGGAGACGGGUCUUGACCCCGAAGUCUCCCGCAGUCCGUGCUGCAAGCCUUGGAGCAAGAAGGAACCCAUCAUUUCAUUCUACCAUCCAGCCACUUCAACACAUCUCAGGAGCCAGUGGAAGGACGUAUACUGCGGAGCCUGGUCCUUAUCGAUCUUCUGAUAUUCCUCCUCUUCCCCCCCUAGCCAUCGCAACCGGGCCCCACCAUUCUGCGUAUGGGUUUCAGGACUCCAGACAACCACGCUCUGCCGUGGAGAGCACGCCUCGGACCGAGACAAUAGCCACCCCUCAGACAGAACAUUCCAUUGGCAGCCAGACGCCAUAUGCUAGGAUUGAGCAGUCACCGCCGAUGUAUCGCUAUGGCCAUGGAGGACAAGCAACCCAACCUCCCGGCUCCAUGAGAGUAUUACCAGCGGGAGGUUCUGGUGGCUACGGUCACGAAACUCAUGUUCAUGGACCCCAUGAAGGCUAUCAAAUGGGUCAAGCUUCGUACCAAAUGACUUUGGACACCGACCAAGGGCCCAUGGUAGUACCUGUUGAAUUGGACUUGCAGCAAGCGUCAAAGGUGGCUGAUGAGAAGAGAAAAAGGAACGCGGGUGCAUCUGCCAGAUUCCGAGCGAGAAGGAAGGAGAAGGAGAAGGAAGCUUCCACAACGAUAUCUGGCUUGCAAGCAGAGCUUCGGGAGUUGAUGGAAGCACGUGACUUCUAUAUGGCUGAAAGAAACUACUUCCGCGACCUGGCCAGCAGACAUAUUCCGGCUUCCCAAUUACAACCCCGUCCACAAUCUCCCCAACACAGACGAGUCAAUACUACAGCGACCUCUACAACCUCAGAGAAUCCUCCCUUGACGGAUGAGAUGUACCAUGAACGCUCAGAGUCCGGAUCGACGGCUCAGCGACGGCGGACAGGAGAUUACCAGCCAUCAUUCAUAGGUCGACAAACGCAGUCGCCACCUCUGUCUGGAUAUCGAACUGGUUUUCCGUCCGCUGCACCCAUUUCCCUUCCACCCCCACCAUCGAGUACAGCAUACGGAACACCGAGGUUGCUCCCACCGGGGCCGCCACCAGGUCCUUCGAUCACACGAUCACAGUCAUAUGACCCUCUUGGAAGGGAAGCAUACGAUAGGAAUUGGAGUUCGGGUCGAUGA